This is a messenger RNA of Apodemus sylvaticus (European woodmouse), 2441 nucleotides long. It is a transcript of the gene Mmp8, whose product is annotated as matrix metallopeptidase 8. The record is from RefSeq and is a predicted model, not a curated record. Gene Ontology annotation, molecular function: metalloendopeptidase activity; zinc ion binding. Gene Ontology annotation, cellular component: extracellular matrix. The coding region runs from base 94 to 1494 and encodes 466 amino acids. Gene Ontology annotation, biological process: proteolysis; extracellular matrix organization; collagen catabolic process. Lineage: Eukaryota; Metazoa; Chordata; Mammalia; Rodentia; Muridae. The transcript has 10 exons.
AAGAGCAGUGAUUGGCAGGGGGUGCUGUGAGCUUCAGGGCACUGACCAGAGGGGCAGAGGAAGGCAGGAGAGGCUGUCUUGGAAGAUAAGAUCAUGCUUCACCUGAAGAUACUUCCAUUUCUGUUCUUCCUCCACACACAGCUUGUCAAGGCCUUUCCAGCACCUUCUGAGCAACUGGAAGAGAAAAAUAUAAAAACUGCUGAGCAUUACCUACAAAAGUUCUACCACUUACCAAGCAAUCAAUUCCGGUCUGUGAGGAACGCCACCAUGUUUGCAGAGAAGCUCAAGGAGAUGCAACGCUUCUUCGGCUUGCCUGAGACGGGGAGGCCAGAUGCAGCUACAAUGGAGAUGAUGGAAAAGCCCCGAUGUGGAGUGCCUGACUCUGGUGAUUUCUUGCUAACCCCAGGAAACCCCAAGUGGACACACACUAACCUGACCUACAGGAUUAUAAACCAUACCCCGCAGCUGUCAAGAGUUGCAGUGAAAGCAGCAAUUGAGCAAGCUUUUCAGGUCUGGAGUGUGGCUUCACCCCUGACCUUCACGGAGACCUUACAGGGCGAAGCAGACAUCAACAUUGCUUUCGUCUCAAGAGACCAUGGUGACAAUUCUCCAUUUGAUGGACCCAAUGGAAUCCUUGCCCAUGCCUUUCAACCCGGCCCGGGCAUUGGAGGAGAUGCUCAUUUUGAUUCAGAAGAAACGUGGACUCAAGAUUACAAGAAUUACAACCUGUUUCUUGUGGCUGCUCAUGAAUUUGGACAUUCCCUGGGACUCUCUCACUCCGCUGACCCUGGAGCUUUGAUGUACCCAAAUUAUGCUUACAGGGAACCCAGCACCUAUUCACUACCUCAAGAUGAUAUCAAUGGCAUCCAGACAAUCUAUGGACCAUCAAACAACCCCAUCCAACCUACUGGGCCCAGCACCCCAACAGCCUGUGACCCCCGCCUGAGAUUUGAUGCUGCUACCACACUCCGUGGGGAGAUUUACUUCUUUAAAGACAAGUACUUCUGGAGACGGCAUCCUCAGCUGAGAACAGUUGACCUCAAUUUCAUAUCUCUGUUCUGGCCCUUCCUACCCAAUGGCCUUCAGGCUGCUUAUGAAGAUUUUGAUAGAGACCUGGUUUUGCUCUUUAAAGGCAGACAGUACUGGGCUCUAAGAGGCUAUGACCUGCAGCGAGGUUACCCCAGAGAUAUAUCCAACUAUGGAUUCCCAAGGAGUGUCCAAGCCAUUGAUGCAGCUGUUUCCUAUGGCGGGAAGACAUACUUCUUCAUAAACAACCAGUGCUGGAGAUAUGACAAUCAAAGAGGAUCCAUGGACCCAGGUUACCCCAAAAGCACAGCGAGCGUGUUCCCGGGAGUGAACUGUAGAGUGGACGCAGUUUUCCUGCAGGACUCCUUCUUCCUCUUCUUCAGUGGACCACGGUACUUUGCAUUUAAUCUUGUCAAUCGCAGAAUCACUAGAGUUGCAAGAAGCAAUUUAUGGCUUAACUGUUCAUAGAGUUGGGCAAAGUCAAAUGUCCUCACAUCUACCCUAUGAAUGCAAAAGGGAAGCUUAGUCUGUGUAUUCAUCCCACGCAUCCCGCCCAGACUUUCCUCAGUGGUAACUAACGCUGAAGCUGUCCUGGAAGAACCAGCGUUUGCAAUCUUCCAUUCCCGGCCACGGCUGACUCCUGCACAUUCUGUCCCUGGUUAGUGAACGCAUCACAAAGAGAGCAAGCCGUCCGUCCAUCACCUUCAUCUUCACUGUUUCAUUAUCCGCCUCUAACUUAAGACACCUCUAAGCCUUCUAAACCUCCUGUUUUAUUACUUGCUAGCUUCAAAUAUUCCUAAAUCUCUUCGAACAGGGAAUCUAGCACUGGAUUUUCAUUACACAUGAGGAUUAUAAGCACAUAGAGAUUAUCCCCUCAGGUGUACAGAAAAUGUGCUGUUAUUUCUUCCCUUGGAAAGAUUAUGAAAAGUAUGUAUUGUGGGUUGGAUCAUGCCCCUCCACUUGCUAGGAAAAAAUAUAUAUUGAAAUCUUAACCCAGCUGUUUAUCUAGCUGUUAGCCAGAGUCUUUGAAGAUAUAAUGAAUUAUGUGUAAACGACAAGACAGCUUUAAACAGGAUUAGGAUGAGCCGUAAACCCAUACCUAAGUUCUUAUAAAAAGGAGUGAGGGAUGCAGAUGUCACUCAGAGAUUAAAGCAUUUGCCUCACAUCUUUCAUUCUGAGGAGACCUGAGGAGAAUCAGCAGAGGCAUAGACAGAAGAGACCAGGCAAAGGGACCCAGGCACUGGAGGGCUGCGUCUGUAAGGCUAUUUGCCAAUAAUUUCCCGGGCAGAGGCAGGUGGGAAGAAGUUUAAAAAAAGGACCAUUCCUUUCUCAAACAGAUUCCAGAUCUGGGACACUUGCUGAUGUGGGUUUUCUGGUUUUAGUGAAAAAAAUAAUAAAGCUAUUAUCCUACUCUA